Messenger RNA from Drosophila rhopaloa, 2941 nucleotides. It is a transcript of the gene Slc45-1, whose product is annotated as proton-associated sugar transporter A. Lineage: Eukaryota; Metazoa; Arthropoda; Insecta; Diptera; Drosophilidae. The transcript has 4 exons. The coding region runs from base 914 to 2713 and encodes 599 amino acids. Gene Ontology annotation, molecular function: sucrose:proton symporter activity. Gene Ontology annotation, biological process: transmembrane transport. Gene Ontology annotation, cellular component: membrane. The record is from RefSeq and is a predicted model, not a curated record.
GGAGGCACACCAUUCAGUCGCAGAGCGAACCAGAGCAGACCAAGAUCAUCUCGAGCAGUCAUCAGAGGCGUUUGGCCGUCCAAAAAUAAACCAAAGUCAUCGAAGCUGAGGCAAAGUCUGCAAAAAAUAGAACAUAAAUUUUUUAUUUUCUGCGUAUCGAUUCGGGGACAAGUGGGAACUGCGUAGUUGCCGGGAAAUUGUCAGGCCACCACUUCUUUCAUGUCUUGCCAAAUUCUUCGCAGCGUUCAGGCCAAAGGAGUAAACAGCUGCCGUCGCGUUCGACAAGCGGCAAUGUCAGCACUUUAACAAGAAGAAAGACCGAAAAACAAAUCCAUCGGGCAUCGAACAGAUAGUAGAAAAUACCAAAAAAAAAAUAAAAAUAUUAAUAACUCGACGAGUGCAAGUGAUUCGCGGAACAACUUUCCGCAACAAACAAAAACAGAAGGACAGAGACUGGGGUGCAAAAAUUGAUUUCGUUAGCCUUUUGCCACCACCAACUGCAUGGGUAAAGUUAUGAGAGUGAAUUCGUUACCGCCGCCCGCCCACAACUGCCACGCCCACGCCCACUCCAAGCAACAACAGCAGAAACAAUUAAAAUUAAAGAAAAUCGAAAUCUAUUUUAUGUUCAACAAUUUGUGCAAGAGAAAAACUUUAACGGAGUAUAAUUUAUUGACACUAAAACAAAACCACGACAGUGAGUGAAUUACCCAAGCAAACUGCGAAACAGUUUAAGUGAUCGUUAAAGUUUUAACCAACAUAUACCUGUCAAAAAUAAAAAAAAUUGUCAUAUUUCGAAAACACCAAUAGAUAGAAUCGGAAUUACUUACAAAAAAAAAACGCUGUUGUGAGGUCGUGUGGGCUGUCAGAAAAUCAAGGAUAACCAGAAAUAGAGUAUCAGUAAGUCCGGAUCAAAAUGGUUGGAGUUGCUGCCGAUGCCUCGCAGUCGAAUCAGCUGUCGUCGGUGAAGAACCCGAUGAUCAAGUACAUGCUGAAGACCCGGGAGAACCAUGCCAGGGAGCAGGAUCAGGACUACUCGCAUGUCUUCCGCCGGAAGACGAGGUUCGAGAUGUUCCGUUUGUCCGCCAUCGCCAUGGCCAUUGAGUUUGCCUACGCGGCGGAGACGAGCUUCGUGUCCCCGAUCCUGCUGCAAAUCGGCGUGGAUCACAAGCACAUGUCCAUGACCUGGGGCCUCUCGCCUCUGAUUGGCUUCUUCGUGUCCCCGCUGCUGGGAAGUAUUAGCGAUCGCUGCAAACUUCGCUGGGGUCGCCGACGUCCAAUUAUCUCGAUCUUAUCCUUCGGCAUAAUGUGUGGCCUGAUCUUGGUGCCGUAUGGCAAGGAUCUGGGUCUGCUCCUUGGAGAUGAGGGUUACGAUUACGCGGCGACCGCCUUGAAUUUCACGUCUUCCUUGGAGGGAUCAGUGGCGGCUUUGACUUCGAGUGAGAGUUCUUCGGGACCUUCCGCCUCCAACUUCAAGUUUGCCGUGAUCCUAACGAUACUGGGAAUGGUGCUGCUGGACUUCGAUGCGGAUACCUGUCAGACACCUGCUCGCACCUAUUUGCUGGAUAUGUGUGUGCCAGAGGAGCAACCAAAGGCGAUGACCAUGUUUGCGCUCUUCGCAGGAUUUGGUGGAACCAUUGGAUAUGCCAUCGGAGGUGUGGACUGGGAAAGAACUCAGAUUGGGAGCUUUAUGGGCGGAAAUAUACCCACAGUAUUUACACUGGUCACCAUUAUAUUUGCGGUGUGCUAUCUGAUUACGGUGACCACUUUCCGGGAGAUUCCACUGCCUCUAAUCGAGCAGGAUGAGCUGUUGAGACCGCUUUCGGAGCAGGCCAUCAAGAAGGAACUGAAAAAGAAGAACAAUACCAUUUACUAUAUCCAGGAGACCACUCAAUUGGAGCUGCAAAUGGCCAGCGAUGAUCCCAAGAGGGAGGAGGCAUUGCAGGUCAGCUACCAGAAUGGUUACUCGCCCGCUUUGGAGAAGCAGAACAAGUCGCAGGAUGUGGAGACCCAGUCCGAUUACGACGCUCCCGUCUCCCUGAAAGCCUAUCUCAAGAGCAUCUUCAUCAUGCCCUACUCGAUGCGAAUGCUGGCCCUCACCAAUCUCUUCUGCUGGAUGGGCCACGUCACCUACUGCCUGUACUUCACCGACUUCGUGGGCGAGGCAGUGUUCCACGGAGAUCCGACAGCUCCUCCCGAUUCGGAGGCCGCUCUCAACUACGAGGCUGGAGUCCGAUUCGGCUGCUGGGGAAUGUCCAUAUACGCGUUUUCCUGCUCCAUUUACUCGCUGUCCGUGACCAAGUUGAUGAAGUGGUUCGGAACAAAGGCUGUCUACAUUAGUGGCAUGAUCUACUAUGGUAUUGGAAUGCUGGUCCUGGGUUUGUGGCCCACCAAAUGGGGAGUCUUGGUAUUCAGCACAUCUGCCGGUAUUCUCUAUGGAACAAUCUUUACUGUGCCUUUUAUACUGGUGGCUAGAUAUCAUGCCAAAAAUUGUUUCUGUAUUAAAAAUGGCGAGACUGUGCCGCUGAAACAGGCUCGAGGAUUGGGAACUGACGUGGCCAUUAUUAGCAGCAUGGUGUUCAUAGCCCAGCUGAUUGUGUCCCUUUCCGUGGGUCCUCUUGUGUCCUGGAUGGAUACGACCUGUGCCGUGUUGUAUGCCUCCACGUUCUUGUCCUUUUUGGCCGCCAUUGCAGCAAUGUUUGUGUUAUAUGUCUAGAAAUUUACGGAGAUUUAUACACACACACAUCUUACAUGAAUUUUACAUAGCCUAAGUGUAGCUAAUUGAAUAUCUUUGCCUACUUUCUGGCAGUAUCUGCUGGUGCACUCACAAUGUUGUGGCAUACUUUGAGGAUGAAGCGUAUAUUGUACAUUUAAUCAUUUAAAACAUUUAAUUUUUUUUGUAAACUUCAAGUGAAUAAAAUAUAUAUGAAUUUUAAAUAUUAAA